GAAACAAGUUGCGUUUCCGGUUUGAAUAUACACACUUCAUUGGAACGUCACACACAUCAUCAUCAAGUCGCGUUUAUCAAAGGCAUCACGCGCUCUCUCGCAACCUCAACCACAAAUACGAAUCAAUCGACAAACUCGACGACAUCAGCAGCAGCAACAGCAGCAUCAGCUUACUUUUGUGUGUACAAGCAAGCGACAAAAUUAUUUCGUUAAAUAGCUGCGUUGACAUUUCGAGUGUGAUCGAAAUCGAGACGACGACUACGGCGACGACGACGACCACAUCGACCAUCGGUGUUAGCAUCAAAAUGCCCAGUAAACAGGCGAACGACGUGCUAGCCAUGGAAGAAUUAGUACAUGAAAUCAAAGAAAAUUUACGUUUAAAAGCAAAUCCAUCGCGAACGAAUCGAAGUUCACGACCAUCGCCAUAUCACAUACCGUGCCGUUCAUGGAGCGGUGAACCAACCACAGCCACCACCUGCGAUCAUACCACCACAAAAACCGGCAAACAAAAUAGUAAUAGCACCGUACACAAUAGUAAAAAGAAUAACGAUGUAGACGAUCCGUAUGAGCUGCUGCAGGCCCUAUUAAAAAGUAAUAAUCUAGUGAAAGAGGCGGUACGGCGAUUGCAGAUCAACAAUAUCUCGCCGAAACAACGAUACUUCUACGAAAGUGAUGAGGAUAGUCGAUCGCCCAUGAUUCGAAUGUGUCAAUUGGAAUUGUAAAAUGGACCCAUUGCGCGAACAUUCAAUACAAGCGCACCACACUAUUCUCUCUAUAUUCAUUUCUAAAACAAAUAGAAAACAAAAGAAGAAAGAAAAAACAACUAGAAAACACGCCGAAAAUCAAUUGCAACAUUU
This is a messenger RNA of Sitodiplosis mosellana (orange wheat blossom midge), 857 nucleotides long. Its product is annotated as proto-oncogene FRAT1-like. Gene Ontology annotation, cellular component: cytoplasm. Lineage: Eukaryota; Metazoa; Arthropoda; Insecta; Diptera; Cecidomyiidae. The transcript has a single exon. The coding region runs from base 306 to 722 and encodes 138 amino acids. The record is from RefSeq and is a predicted model, not a curated record.